This is a messenger RNA of Malassezia pachydermatis, 801 nucleotides long. RefSeq lists its product as hypothetical. Gene Ontology annotation, biological process: signal transduction. Bases 1 to 801 code for a protein of 266 amino acids. NCBI's taxonomy places the organism in Eukaryota, Fungi, Basidiomycota, Malasseziomycetes, Malasseziales, Malasseziaceae. The record is from RefSeq and is a predicted model, not a curated record. The transcript has a single exon. Gene Ontology annotation, cellular component: cytoplasm.
AUGACCACCCCCUCGCGUGAAGACUCUGUGUACCUUGCCAAGCUGGCCGAGCAGGCCGAGCGCUACGAGGAGAUGGUUGAGAACAUGAAGCGUGUUGCUUCGUCCAACCAGGAGCUUACUGUUGAAGAGCGCAACCUCCUCUCGGUUGCUUACAAGAACGUGAUCGGUGCGCGCCGUGCGUCGUGGCGCAUCGUCUCGUCGAUUGAGCAGAAGGAGGAGUCAAAGGGCAACGAGAGCCAGGUUUCGAUGAUCAAGGUCUACCGCGAGAAGAUCGAGUCGGAGCUUGCCCAGAUCUGCGAGGACAUUCUCAAGGUGCUUGACACUCACCUUAUCCCGUCGGCUGCCUCCGGUGAGAGCAAGGUGUUCUACCACAAGAUGAAGGGUGACUACCACCGCUACCUCGCUGAGUUUGCCACCGGUGAGAAGCGCAAGGAGUCGGCUGACAAGUCGCUCGAGUCGUACAAGGCUGCCUCGGAGGUGGCUGUGACUGAGCUCCCGCCGACGCACCCGAUCCGCCUCGGUUUGGCCCUCAACUUCUCGGUGUUCUACUACGAAAUCCUUAACUCGCCCGACCGUGCAUGCCACCUCGCAAAGCAGGCCUUUGACGAUGCGAUUGCUGAGCUGGAUACCCUGUCGGAGGAGAGCUACAAGGACUCGACCCUUAUUAUGCAGCUUCUGCGUGACAACCUCACUCUCUGGACUAGCGACAUGCAGGACACUGAGAAGCCUGCUGACAGUGCUGCUCAGGGUGAGGCUGCUGCGCCGGCGCCAGCCGAGGCCAAGGGUGAGGAGGCUGCUUAA